CAGAUUUUAUUUUAUUUAUCCGCUUCACGCCAUCGAUCGGCAUUUACAUACGUGGAGCGAAAGACUUGUUCCUUUGUUCUUUCGUUUUACUUUCACGUUGCUAUUCGAGGUGUUUAACCAGAUCUUUUUAGAUUGAAAUUACAAUAGACUAUCGGCAUUAGUGCAUGUUCAAUUAAAUGAUUGGUAAUUGUUAAUUGGCGCUCAGCUUUCAUUCAAUUAAAUUAAAAACCAACUAGUUAACGGUAUGAUUUCUUUAUUAGAGCGGAAAGUAAGUUACUGACUUGUACGCAUCUAAAUAAAAGUGUAUUUAUAGAAAAUAAUUAGACUGCAAUUCAAUUUCGUUCGGAUGCGCAAUUAAUAAAAAGCGUUGAGAGCUAUUUUCAGAACAAAGACAUUAAGUUCAAAUAGUCUGGCAAACGUUUCAUCUGAAACAUUUUUAGAAUUCACUUGAAAAUUCUGCCAUUAAACAAUGUUUUCAAGGAACAAUUUUUCUACUUCACCUACUUGUUCCGCUUCCAGUUAUCUGGCCUAGUUUCUAUCUAGGGCAUUAUUUCAGUGUUGCCAAAAUUUUGGGGAAUAAUUUCAAUUGGGUCACUUUAUCAAGCAAUUUUAAAUUAGGCACAAUUAUCCGUGUAAUCAAAUUAUCGGCAAUCCUACCUGCACUUAUUAUAAUAUAUUAUAUUAAUAUUGGAACAAUGAUAUCGGGGAUAUGUACUUGAAUUCAGAAAUUAUACCAAGUAGAUAUGUUAUACUUAAUGACUAGCGAAUCUGGUAUUGAAACUUAAUAAUUGUCUAACACAAAAAUAUUUUAUCAAAAAACAUGGAUUGGUAGAUUUCUAAAAAUGCAACCGGCGCGAACUUUUGAAACCGCUUUAUAUUCAGAGUGGCUCAAAGUCGGUUUAACGUCCUUUAAAUAAUUGCUGAGACUUACUGGAAAGUACAGAAUACAUUUUUUUAACCCAAAUUUCAAUUGAAUAGAUUGCAGUUGCAACCUUGCUAAUACACUGUCUUUUACGUGUUGUUACAAUCAACAUUUCGCAGACUAAUACACUCAUUUAACAUGAGAAAUAAAACAUUGCAACACUUACUAAAAUUUACGAAAAUUUUCUACAGCGGCAAAUAUUUGUCAACAAAUCUGUCAACGUUACAGGGUAUCUAUGGUUAUUUUUUAAAUUGUGCUCCUCAAAAGCUAAAAUGUAUAACAAUGUCGGAAUUGCAUCAAGUUUACAUUUCUUGAAAAAAAUCUGAAUCGCUCAAUGCUGCUGUAUAAUAGACCAUGACCAUAGACGAUGUGGUUUAUUACUUCUGGGACAGCAAAACAGAUUGAAGAAAGUGAAAGUGACCACAACUGAACUACUAAUUACUAAGGUCAUACUAAAAACAGCGCAUUACAAACGUUGCUAUGAGCGUUCUGAGCUUGAACGGAUCAUAAAGACGGCCAUGGAAAAUCAUUUAUAGGUUUUGAUCAAAAUUUCCUUUUUUCUGUUUUAACAUCGAACUGUGCAAAUUCACACAUUAGGUACUGUAAACACUAAAAACUGAUGUUGUAAAGUGCGGUUACAAAGUGAAGUUCAGAAGCUCUGUGAUAAAUUCAUCUAACGGGUGUGUGUGAUGAAAUACAGGCAUUGAAAUCGCUUUGCAAAGUCAAUUAAAAAUAUACAUUUUUAAUCAUUAAAUUCUUCUUAAGUUAUUACAGUGAUAUUUUUAUAGUUUCCUUAUUGACCUCGUUUUUGCUAUUUAUUCGCGUUGUAGAACCUGAUGCCUUUACUGAUUUACGCAUGAUGAAAUGCAUCUACAUAAUUUACCUUAUUACAUUAAUAACUAACUUUUUCUAAUCCCUUAAUAGCCCCACACAGUUCAUCUAGAAAAAUAAUGUCAAUUUGGAAUCACCCUGUAUUUCAGUGAUAUUUAAGAUCUAACAUAAUUUAAUAACGUCUCAUAAUUAGCUGUAGAAACGUAUUUUCAAAUUUAGCAAAAUCGUGUGUACCAGCAUUGAGUUUUGGUUGUUCCAAUCGAAAAGUAUACCUGAAUUCUGUCAAAUAGAUUUCCAAUAUGCGAGCUUUAAUGGGUACGGUUUCGUUUGCGCUAAUAUGUAACUGAGUCUGAUAAAAUAGAAGAAAUGUAUUUUCUCAAAGUUUUUUUUCUCUGUAAGUUUGUCAUUAAAUUAUUGGGAUUAGCAGUAGACUUUGAAAUGUUUAUCAACUAUUUUUAACAUGCAAAACUCAGUUUUUUCCUAGUGAAAAACUGAAUCUGUUAUGCAAAUCUAAUGUAUGAGCUAUUUAAUAUUGAAACAUGUCCGUCACAAAUAGUUUCUGUCUCAUCCAACGACUUUUUGUGUUUGGCAAAUCAAUUUUUGGAUAAACAAUAAUGCUCCUUUGUUUAUAUCAUUUUGUAAUACGUAAAUUGUUAUUUAAACACAUUUAUUUCAAAAUUUCUGAUGAAUCGCAUAUUUGAAUUUUUGUGUCCGUUUCGGAGCAAUAUGCACAGAAAUCACCUAGUUGCAUUCAUUUUAAUGAUAAGAAAGAUCAAACUGUCUUUCGCGCAAGAAAUAUUCCCGGUGAAAACAUUUACUACUUACAUUACACUCUUAUCAAUCGACGAAAACGUUUGAAUUACCCAAAUCUUUCCCAAAUAAAAUGAAAAGAAACGGCAAGCCAAUUGGAAGAUCUAAAUACAACUAUUUUUCAAGGAAAAUGAACUUUUCUCUGAUUCAAGUUUGCAACUGAACCUCCGUAUAAAUUGUUUUUUUUAUAUACGCUUGUAUACGAUACAGUUUUAUAUAUUUAUAUAUUUUUUAUCAUAUGCUUGGUUCGUAAAUGCUUAGAUAUUAAAAAUUUUAUUUUUUUCCUAGUCAUGUAACCAAGGGCUAAAUUAAAUGUAAUUCCUUCGAAUUUGUCAGAAUAUCGGAAUCAUAAGUACAAAAACGUAUAAUUUUAGUCGAUAAAGAACUUAAAAUGUAACUCAUAGUGCACCCCGUGUACAUAAUAUGUAUAGGACACAGUGUAGAGCGUUAGUGAUCUAAUUUCUAGAUAUUCUUAUAUAUUUUUAGAUUUAUUGGUCAGUUCAAAGCAGGUUUUCAGUGGCGUUGGAAACAUUACCGCCUUAUUAAAAACCUAAUUGCCUGAAAACUAGUUGUAGCUAAUAACAUAGUUUACAGGCGAAAAAAAUAAAAUGCUAUGAAACCGAGUCAAAUGUUAAAAAGCUUCGUCAUUAAGCUUUAACUGCUAUAGAUCAACAUGCACGAUAUGGGCUACUCCAAAUAACCAUUAGAUUCAAAUAUUGAACUUGCUCCAACCAAAAUAUUAAGUAAGUGUACAGAACAAAACUUACGAAGUUCGGAUUUAGUUUCACGAAAGCCUUAUUAAUAGCUUUAAGCAAGCAAUCUCCUAAAGAGUACGUAGUCGCAAUAAGUAAGUAAUAAUGUCCAGAAGCGCUAGUAAACUGUUUCUGUUAUUUAAUCUGUGCUUUCUUGGACAGUCGAAAAUGAGAGUCCCCAAUGUUCAAGAAGAUUUUUUGCCCAAACCUUUCAGAAACUUUUACAGAUAUUGUAGUUCAAGAGCCGGUGAAGUUAGUAUAAUUAGAUUGGAAUAUCGAGGAAAAACCGACCUGCAAACGGGAGAAAUCGUAAAUUCCUUCUAUAGAAAUAAAUCGAAUAUAUUGUGCAAAAAUUACUUGGUCCAAUUAAAACCGAUGGAACUGACUAGCUCGGCAUCAAAAAUCGAAGAAUUCAACAAACUACACAUGGUGGAGACUAGAGAGUUGAUGGAGUUAAAGCCUGACUUUUAUAACUGCGAUAGCAGCAGCAUCCAAGUCAUAAUUGCUAAAGAUGCUUCAAUAGUAUAUGACUUCAUAAAAUCUCAUAAAAGCCAGACACCGUUUGAAACAGUACGCGGUUUGAAGAUUCUGAUAUUUCCAAAUAGCAAUUCGGAUAUAAAAUCUAUUAAAGCUAUCUUAGCAUGGCUCUGGACAAACUGUGGCGUAUUAAACGUAAUCGUCUUACUUCCGUCUUCAGUUAAAUAUAGGAAUUUUUAUAUUACCUACAAACCGUUUACGGCCACAGCGUUUGGACAUGGACAGAUACAAAUACAACACCUGAAAGGCCUCAGAAUUAAUACACCCGGCCGCAUAAAUACAAAAAUUCCAGAUUUACAAGGCUACCCCUUGAUUGUGUCGUUUUUUGAAAGAAUUUCAACAGCUUUUAGGACAGUUCCAAAUUUUUUAGUCAAUUCGAAAAUCUACAGACACUUUACCCGCAUACACGGAGUGGAUGGUCUUACCAUCGAAUAUUUGGCACAGACCAUGAAUUUCAGUAUGAAGUUAUGCAAUGAAAUCGAGUGUCAAUAUUUCGGAUUAGUUUUAGACAAUAAAACCGUAAUAGGCAGUUUAGGAAAAGUGGUGGAAAGGAAGGUUGAUUUUCAAGCAAAUAGUCGAUUUCUCAUGGACUAUGGUACUGAUGAUAUUGAAUUUACCACGUCUUAUAUGCACGAUAAAAUAUGUGUGCUGGUGCCUAAAGCAAAGUUAAUCCCGACCUGGAUAAAAGUAUUGCGAAUAUUUAAAUUGGACACAAAGAUCGUCUUUCUUUUGGCAUUUAUAGCGGCAGCAAUAACGAGUAAACUGACUGAAACCACAAUGUCACUAGCUGACUCAGUGCUAGAAAUAUAUAUUUUAAUGCUUCAGCAGCCGGUGGAUAUGGAUGUUUGCAAUAAACACGUUGCUAGAAGGUGUUUUAUGGGGAGCUCUAUAAUAUUUUUUAUGAUUGUCUCCAAUAUAUUUAUAGGCGGUCUAUUCGCCGUGUUUGGAGUAAAAGCAUAUUACUCGGAUAUAAACACGCUAGAAGAAGUGGAUGCAUCUGGAAUGGAUAUAAAAACAUCAGUUGAUCCGUUUAAGGGAAGCAGCUUGCCUCUUUACAAACGACUAUCGCAGAAGCUAAAAAUGGAACUAAAAUCUAAGAAUACUAUAGAAUUUGUACUAAGUGGCCAUGGAGCCAGUUUAGAGAGAUCGGAAGACACUCAAUUUCGAAUUAUUUAUCAGUAUGUAACACAUGAUGGAACACCUCUAUUGCAUAUGGUCCCCGACUGCCCCACGGAGUUUAACUUGGCCUACAUUGUACCAAAGGGUUCACCCCACCUUCCUGCCAUUAAUCAUAUCUUAAGUAUUUUUCUGGAAUCAGGGUUGACGCUUAAAUGGUAUGUGGAUGUACUGGAGGCCAUCCGGCUAAACGCUCACUGGAAUAUCCAUGAAAAACAACGAUCAAGGAAAGCAUUGAGUCUAAAUGAUGUCCAAGCCAUGAGUUGGAUAUUAAUUUGGGGUUUCGGUUUCGCUCUUCUCGCCUUUCUGCUGGAGCUUUCCAUUCACAAGAUAUCAAACGCGUAGUUUUUGAAGAAAGCUUGCAAAACUCUUCAAUUUAAAUGUACGUCCGUAAAGAUUUAUAAUUUGUAAUAGAUGCUUUCUGCUGUCAAUAAAUAAAAGAACGCAAAUUCUUAUCAAUUGUCUUAAAUCUAUUAUGGAUUCAAGGUGCUAUUGGAUCGCAGAAACGAGUAGUGAGGGUAAUUUAAAAAAAUUGAUAUUCGCGAAUAAUGUAGAAAUGAUUUAAAAUCUAAAAAUCCAAAAAAAUUUCUGACCGUUUUGAAACAUUACUUGAAAUAUGUUUUCCAACACAUUCGGUAAAUGAUCAGCUAUAGUAUAACUAUCAGAUUGAAUGGUUAAAACCAUUAUAUACCAUACUAAGUAAACAUUUGAGAAAAGCGUCUUAGCUGAUAAUUUUUUAUUUAAACUUUUACUAUUUUUUCAUAUAAACGUUUCGGUACUUUUUCACCAUCAUCAGUUGGUUUAAAACCCACCAGUUGUUAAAAUAUUUUGUUCAUACACAUACAUAAAAUAUAAAAAAACUUAAAAAUUGUAGGCUUUUAAAAAAACGGUUAUAUUCAGUCAUUAAUAAUUACUAAAACAUUUUAAAAUUACAAAACAACUAGAAUGUUCUAAAAUUAUUAAGACUAAUGGCAAUCAAUCAGGACAAUAAAAUUCAGGAAAAGAAAAGAAAACAGAUAUAGAAAAGAAUAUACGAACAUAAAUAUAGCAUAAGGAAAAAUAACGAAAAUAAAAAAAAUUAAAGCAUUAGCACAACAUGACACCAAUUGUUACAUAAUUGUGAUAUCGACAACACAAAAAUACUGACGAUAAAUACUAAUGAAAAUAACUAUCAUUAGGGAAGAAUCCGUGAAAUAAUACAAAUCAAAAAACAUAACAUUAAUUUUAAAAAGUAGUUUCUGCUGAAUGCAAAGGAAGAAUAUGUGAAAGAAAACAAUUAAAUAUAAACAGUUUUUUAGUUUUUUUUUGUUCUGAAAUGGAGAAGCAUUAAUAUACCAAUGUAUGAGUCCUGAUUCAUUGCCAUCCAUUCAUUUAGUUGUAAUUUUAAAGUGUUUUAGUAAUUAGUAAUGGCAGGCUGUACUAAUAAAUAUUAUAAUCGUCCCCCAAAAAAUCCCACAAUUUUAAAGUGUUCUUAUGUUUCAGGUAUGUGUAUGGACAAAAUACUUUAACUUGAAGUGGUGGUUUUAGACAAACUGAUGAUGGUGGAAAAACACCGAAAGGUUUUUAGGAAAAAUGAUAUUGUGGUACCUAAAUAAAUGACCCGGGAGCAUUGUUUAUAUUCAAAUUAUUUUAUAACUAAUACAUGUGUCAACAAUAUCGGAA
This is a messenger RNA of Dendroctonus ponderosae (mountain pine beetle), 6690 nucleotides long. RefSeq lists its product as uncharacterized. The transcript has a single exon. The record is from RefSeq and is a predicted model, not a curated record. Bases 3421 to 5373 code for a protein of 650 amino acids. Lineage: Eukaryota; Metazoa; Arthropoda; Insecta; Coleoptera; Curculionidae.